UUAAGCCAUAAUAACAGUUUUAUACAAUCCAUUGCAUCACUGUAGACAUUAAUGUAAUAUAAUUUUUUGAAAAGGGGUUUAGUAGCUUACUAUCCCUGCCACUUCGUUAUACAACAUAGCACACUUGUGGUAGACAGAAAUGACAAAAUGACGUUUAAUGUUCCAAAAUAUUCCACAAAUUUGUCAUUUUUAACAAAGUAUGAAUUUAAUUAGUUCAAGGAUUUCGUUCUGGAGGAAUAUAUUGUCAAAAAGAUUCUAUGGAGAUGCUUCAAAGAAAAAACUUGAAUGUGAGAAUAAAAAAGCGGCGGCGUCGGCACCAGCAGCGCCCAAAAAACCUAAAUUAAAAAAAUUUAAAAUAUACAGAUAUAAUCCAGAAGAUAAGGGCAAGAAGCCAACUAUGCAAACGUACACAAUUGAUUUAAAUGAUUGUAGACCCAUGAUAUUGGAUGCUCUGAAUAAAAUUAAAUCGGAACAAGAUUCAUCCUUAACAUACAGAAGGUCUUGUAGGGAAGGCAUAUGUGGAUCUUGCGGAAUGAACAUUGAUGGAAUAAAUAGACUUGCUUGUCUUUAUAAAAUUAAGCCCAAAGGAACGACUAAAAUAUACCCUCUACCGCAUAUGUACGUCAUCAAAGAUUUAGUGGUGGAUUUUAACAAAUUUCUCGAGCAACACAGUAGAAUUAAACCUUAUCUGAUACGAAAAUCUAAAGAACAACCGGGAACGACGCAGUAUCUCCAAAGCAUAAAGGACAGAGAAUCAUUGGAUGGUUAUAUAGAAUGCAUUUUAUGUGCCUGUUGUGCCACUUCCUGUCCUGAGUACUGGUGGCACGGUCACACCAAAAAGCCUAAUGACUUCUUGGGUCCCGCAGCCUUGCUGCAUGCCUACAGAUGGAUCAUGGACUCCAGAGAUCACGCUACGGCAGAUAGAAUAAAACAACUAACCAAUUAUUAUAAUAUAUACAGAUGCCACCAAAUUAACAACUGCACCAGUUGCUGUCCAAAAAGGUUAGCUCCAGGGGUAGCUAUCGCCAAUCUGAGGCUUUUGGUUGGUGGAUUCAAAAAGAAAAACAAACCGGACAUGGACGGAGCAGCACCAGCUGAACCUGAGAAGGCCUGUAAGGUUGAGGACGAAGACAAAUGUUCGUCGAAGUCAUAAACAUAUUUAUUUAUUUCAUUUUUUUUAAAUAUAUACAUUGCAAAAUA
Molecule: messenger RNA, 1200 nt
Organism: Anoplophora glabripennis (Asian longhorned beetle)
Lineage: Eukaryota; Metazoa; Arthropoda; Insecta; Coleoptera; Cerambycidae
Product: succinate dehydrogenase [ubiquinone] iron-sulfur subunit-like
Exons: 7
Coding region: 200-1153 (317 amino acids)
Biological process (GO): tricarboxylic acid cycle; respiratory electron transport chain; aerobic respiration
Cellular component (GO): mitochondrial membrane
Molecular function (GO): electron transfer activity; 2 iron, 2 sulfur cluster binding
Source: RefSeq, a predicted model, not a curated record